CUGAGCAUGGGUGCACCCGGCGUUUCAUUCGUCCAGAAUAUCGGAAAGAGUUCGUGGAGCUUGCGAAGCUUGCUGGCCCUGUGGUUCUCUCCCAGUUGAUGAGCUUCUUGAUCAGUGUCAUCAGCACAGUGUUCUGUGGUCAUCUGGGGAAAACGGAACUUGCAGCAGUAUCGUUAGCUAUUGCGAUUGUUAAUGUUACCGGGGUUUGCAUCGGCAUUGGUUUGUCACAAGCAUGUGAUACAAUCAUUUCUCAGACGUAUGGGAGUGGUAACUUGAAGCGUGUGGGGGUGAUCCUGCAGCGAGGGAUCUUGAUCCUUCUGCUGGCCUGUUUCCCCUGCUGGGCUCUACUCAUCAACACUGAACCCAUUCUUCUUGCUGCCAGGCAGACUCCAGAGGUUGCAAGACUCUCCCAGCUUUAUGUGAAGAUCUUCAUGCCAUCUCUGCCGGCUUGUUUCAUGUACCAGCUGCAGGGACGAUAUCUUCAAAACCAGGGUAUCAUAUGGCCGCAGGUUAUAACAGGAGUGAUUGGAAAUAUUCUUAAUAUACUUAUCAACUACAUCCUCCUCUAUGUUCUGAAUUUGGGAGUUGCUGGUUCUGCAGCAGCCAAUUGCAUCUCACAGUAUAUUCUGGCUGUGCUGCUGUAUGUUUACAUCUGCUGGAGGAAACUGCACACCACCACAUGGGGAGGCUGGUCAAUGGAGUGCCUGCAGGAGUGGGGUCUUUUCGUGAAGCUGGCCAUCCCCAGCAUGCUUAUGCUUUGUUUGGAGUGGUGGAUGUUUGAAGUGUCAGGAUUCCUGGCCGGCGUGAUCAGUGAGGUUGAGCUUGGAGCUCACGCCGUACUGUAUCAACUCACCGUCCUAGCUUAUAUGACACCACUGGGAUUCGGUGCUGCUGCAAGCGUCCGUGUUGGAAAUGCUCUCGGUGCAGGAAAUGCUCCAAAUGCAAAGUUAUCCUGCAAGGUCGUCGUUGUCUGUGGAUUUGUGCUUUCAUGCAUUGUUGGAACUAUGAUCACAGUCACAAGAAAUGUCAUUGGAUACAUUUUCACUUCAGAUCCAGAGAUUUUACACCGAGCUGGAGAGGUCAUGGUUUUUUAUGUUUGUAUGCAUGUUGGUGAUGCCACCGCGGGCGUGACUGGAGGCGUCCUUCGAGGAGCCGGAAAACAGUUUAUUGGUGCUACGUGUAACCUGGUGGGAAUUUAUUUUGUCGGCGCUCCCAUUGGCGUGUCCUUAAUGUUUGCAGUAAAAAUGGGUAUUUUUGGACUGUGGUUGGGACUCACCAUAUCUGUGCUUGUGCAAGCAACGUUUUUUCUCAUCUUUUUGUUCAAACUUAAUUGGGAAAAGGCUGCUGAAGAGGCUCAGAUUCGAGCAGGAGUCAAAAAGACAGAAGACAAAGAGAUGGACAGCAUGGGAAAGGCAGAGUCCAGUGAGUACCAGACUCAGAUUACUCCUUUACCCAAUUGUGUAAACGUAGAGGAGGUGUAUGUCAACCAAGAAGCACUUGGUCCAAGCCCGAGGACACCCACAACCACCACUCUGGGAGACGUUCUGUCAACAAGACAGCUGGUUUUACGUCGUGGACUGACACUGGUGGUUAUGGUCAUCAUCAUGAUUGUUGGAAUCAUAGCCAAUGAAUGGCUCAUGAGACUGUUCUAAUGACCCGUGUUUGUUUGUUUUUCCUUGUUGAUAAAAAACAUCUUGUAGUUGGAGC
This is a messenger RNA of Thalassophryne amazonica, 1707 nucleotides long. RefSeq names its product multidrug and toxin extrusion protein 1-like. The transcript has 16 exons. Gene Ontology annotation, molecular function: xenobiotic transmembrane transporter activity; antiporter activity. Gene Ontology annotation, cellular component: membrane. Lineage: Eukaryota; Metazoa; Chordata; Actinopteri; Batrachoidiformes; Batrachoididae. Gene Ontology annotation, biological process: xenobiotic detoxification by transmembrane export across the plasma membrane. The record is from RefSeq and is a predicted model, not a curated record. Bases 99 to 1652 code for a protein of 517 amino acids.